AUGUCGUGUACCGAAUUGUCGGAUUUAGAUGUAUUUUCAAAGAGUGAUCCACAAGUAAUACUGUUGUCCAAAAAUAAAAAAACGAGAAAGUGGGAAGAAACUCCUCACAAAACUGAGGUGGUGAUGAAUAAUUUGAACCCCAAGUUUGUCAAAGGUUUUGUGUUGAACUAUGUAUUCGAGGAAUUACAGGAACUCAGAUUCAUUGUAGUGGAUGUAGAUAAGCAUAAUAAUCCGGACUGGAAGGUUCAAGAGUUCGUUGGACAAUGUGAUUGUGACCUCGGUUCAAUAGUGGGUAGCCCAGGAGGAAAAGUUAAAAAAAGAUUGUACGAUAGAAAGAAUACGGAAAAGAAGCGUGGCUAUCUAAUCAUCGCCGCUGAGGAGCUGAGCGAUUCUAGAAGGGAGAUAACGCUUCGAUUUGAUGCCCAUGAUGUGGGAAUAAAGGGGUUCCUAAAAAACAAACCGAAUUUAUUUUUUACGCUAAGUCGGGUAAACGAAGAUAACACACAUUCACCUGUGUACGAAUCCACCGAGGUUUCUUCGAUUAAUCCGUCGUGGCCGGAAUUCAAGAUUAAAGAAUCCACACUAUGUAACGGUGAUGUUAAUCGAGCGUUAUUAUUUGAAGUGAAAAAUCGAAAGAAGAAUGGCGAAGACCACCCGGUACAUGGCCAAUGCUCUGUAACUCUCAGAGAACUGCUCUCCGGUGAUAAAAUAUUUCCCAUCAAGCCUGCACCCAAUUCCUCUGUGAAAAUCGGAAAGGAUGCUUCCUUACGUGUUAUGAAGGCUGAAGUAGAGGAACGACCCACGUUUCUCGAUUACAUUGCUGGCGGCACCGUAAUAAAUUUGGUAGUUGCCAUAGAUUUUACGUCGUCGAAUGGUAAUCCAAGGAGUCCAAGGAGUUUGCAUUAUAUUCGGGGUUCUGAACCGAACGAUUACCAGAGGGCCAUUAGUAGUGUUGGAAAAAUAUUAGAAGCAUACGAUCGUGACAGACUUUUUUCGGUUUACGGGUUUGGUGGAAAGUUCCACGGGGAACUAUCGCAUGCUUAUCCAUUGAAUGAUGAUUACCUGAAGCCCGAAGUUGAAGGUGUGAAUGGUAUACUGAACGUAUAUCUCAGAACGAUGAAAAAUGUGGAAUUGUUUGGACCCACAAACUUCUCACCGGUAAUAAGCCUAACUGCUGAGAAAAUUAAGACUGAACUGGAAUCUGGAAAUAAUGAUGCUUAUUACAUCCUGUUGAUAAUCACAGAUGGUGCGAUAACAGAUAUGGAUUCGACGGUAAGAACAAUAAUAAAAGCAAGUUCGCUACCAUUGUCGAUAGUCAUUGUUGGUGUGGGAGAUGCCGAUUUUACCAAUAUGAAUAUUUUAGAUGCUGACAAUGUGCCGUUGAUCGUAAGUAACAAAGAACAGCAAAAAUCGCCAAAUUCGGGCACCAUCAAAAUGCAACGAGACAUUGUGCAAUUUGUAGCCAUGCGAGAUUUUGAGUCGAGGUCUUCGCAUUACCUAUUACCCGGAGCCGUACUUGAAGAGAUACCUGAUCAAUUUAUGAAUUACAUGGAAUCUUGCGGGAAAGCUCCCCGAAAGGCUAUCAGAAGGUUGAGUAGCGAAUUAGAGAGUAUUGAGGAUGAUGAACCGCCAAGUUAUACCGCUUAG
Acaulospora morrowiae is the source of this 1647-nucleotide messenger RNA. NCBI's taxonomy places the organism in Eukaryota, Fungi, Glomeromycota, Glomeromycetes, Diversisporales, Acaulosporaceae. The record is from the annotation of a GenBank genome assembly.